Messenger RNA from Chionomys nivalis (European snow vole), 738 nucleotides. RefSeq names its product developmental pluripotency-associated protein 4-like. Gene Ontology annotation, biological process: system development. The record is from RefSeq and is a predicted model, not a curated record. The transcript is spliced from 2 exons. Gene Ontology annotation, molecular function: chromatin binding. Bases 1 to 738 code for a protein of 245 amino acids. Lineage: Eukaryota; Metazoa; Chordata; Mammalia; Rodentia; Cricetidae. Gene Ontology annotation, cellular component: nucleus.
AUGGAGGAUGCUGGAAACAAGGAGCUGAGCAGCACAAGAGAGCCAAGAGAAGUGGACUGCCUGAUGUCUAGUCAACCGAGCACAUCCUUUGCAAAGCCCCCUGCAAAGACAAACAGAGCAAACAAGACAGCAAAAGAGGACGAUUGUAAAUCAAACAAGAAAGCAGGAGAUGCUGAGACUCCCAAACCCACUCCUAGGAAAAUUGAAUUAGAGAACAUUCCUGACACACCGAGAGAGGCCAGGGUGAAGAUACGUCGGAAAAAAUUGAAGACGGAGACGGAGGAGGGACAAGAGUCUUGUCCUCAGGUGAUAGUUCCUCUUGAAGUGGUCCCUGUACCCGAGGAGCAGAUGCCCGCCCUUACUGAACCUCCUGUCCUCCAUGGAGAGGUCAGCACGACCGUUGUGACCACAGCCACCUCUGAGGCAGUGUUGGCGUCUUGGUCCAGGAUUGUAACCAAUGCUAACAAGAAUGAGGCCCUGCAGUCCAUUACAACACCCGAGACAUAUGGGGAUCUGUGGUGUGUGGUCCAUGGGAGAAGCCUUCCAGCAGACUCAAGAGGUUGGGUUCGGCUCCAGUUCCACGCUGGACAAGCCUGGGUACCUGAGAAGAAGGGGAAAGUGAUUGCCCUCUUCUUGCUGCCAGCCUGCACAUUUCCACCCCUACACCUGGAGGAUAACAUGCUGUGCCCCACGUGUGUUCACAAGAACAGGAUCCUCAAUAAGAGCCUCCAAGGAUAA